Messenger RNA from Lachancea fermentati, 2751 nucleotides. The record is from the annotation of a GenBank genome assembly. Lineage: Eukaryota; Fungi; Ascomycota; Saccharomycetes; Saccharomycetales; Saccharomycetaceae.
AUGCCGGAAGAAGGAAGAGCUAGAUCACCUUUAAUACGGUCCAUCUCAUCUAAAGAUCUAAGGCGAAAGCCAGGUCGAAAAAGUGCGCCAAGGGAAUUAGAUGAGACAGUUACUUUUGACGUAGGCGAUCGUACAACUGAGGCGGAGGAGCAUCUUCUUCAGGAUUUGGAUAAUAUCCUUCACAGAAAGCUGCACAUAGCAGAUUCCAGCUGUGAAUCUGGAAGUCCAGAGGACUCUCCCAGUUUUAGUGGAAAAAAUGGAAAUAAAAUCGAUGCUACUAAGAGCAAUGAAGAAUCCGGGGAUGAAGAUGAUGCCGAAGAUGAUGACGAAGAUGAAGAGUUCGCCAACGUAGAUGAGAUUGAUGGGCCUAUAUCGCCUUCUUCUAGUAGUGGGAGUCUUAAAGAUUUGGGGCGAAGCUCAAGUAAGAAGAUCAAUCAGGUAGUUGAUAGUCAAGAUCAGAAGAUCGAUUAUAACCUUCCGGUGGACGAUAGCUACCAAAAGCAGCUUGAUAAACGGGCUGAAGAAAUUGCAAAUGGAUUUUACAUUCAUCCAAUAUCAAAAGCAACCCUGAAGUGGACUGUCAAAGACUUUUACUCUUUAUAUGAGGAAAUUCCAGAAUGGUUUUGUGCUCGUGAUUACUGUCACUUACAGAAAGCACGUUCAUGCUUCGAAAAGAGGUUCCAAUCUGAUAAAUUCUUGACGGAUGAGGUUUACGCAAAAUCUUCUGUGCGAAAACUUAUACAAAGCCUGGAGGAAUCUUUUUUUGACGUCAGUGCCCUGUUGUCGCUGUUACACAUAACAAUGGGGUACUCCAAUUCGCACAAGAAGAUAGCGGACCACAUUGCAACAAUCAAGAGGAAUAAUCUCAUCAUACUUCCUUAUUUGUCAACAGUUAUAAAAGCUUUCAAAAAGCAUGCAACAUUCUGCAGAGACAAGAGCUCAAAUCUGAAGCAAUAUACGACAUUGUUGUUUUACUCAAGUACUGUGUUAUUUUUUUCAAUAUGUUGUUGCAUUGAUAGCAAUGGGAAUUCCACAUAUGACAUUUCAAAUGUCAAUUUAAUAUUCGAUGAAAAUCAUAUGCUAACAUUUUUAACAAGCUACAUCGAACACUGGAGAUGGAGCAGCAGAUUGAGCAUGCGAAUAAGAAAUAUAAUUGCUCUACUGCAUAAAGUUAUCCUUUUACAAUUCGGAGACUUGCAAAUGUACAAAAAAACCAAGACUUACGUUUUGAAAAAACAUUCCAUUUCGUUGUCCAAUGACAACCCUAGCAUUUUGAACAUUAGUCCACUUGAUUACCAUGGCUUUCGAGAAGAUGUAACUACUCGAUUUCCAUCCUUCGUUCCGCCUCCCUCAAUCAUUCCAGAGGGAUUUGAUAACUCAAACUCGCUGUCACAGUUUCUCGAAAUUCCUAGACCCAAGUCAAAAAACGCGAUCAAUAUGAAUUUAAGCGUGCCAGAGAUUCAUAUUGCUACACCUGCGCCAUCACCAUCAAGUUCGCCAGUCCCGCAACUUUCUGGAACAAAACUCAGAAAGUCCUUUCAAACAAACAUGGCAUAUCCUACAUUAUAUCCAUCGGAUGAUGAAAAUGCAUCUGACGAUUUGAGCAAAUUGAUGUCUGUGCCCCAAGAUACAGACAAUGAUAACAUUGUUCCUUUUAAUAUUCGUGAAGCAACUGAAAUACUUUCAAAGAGCAUACAUGUUAAACUUUCCACAAAACAGUUGUGGCAUGAACGUGAACUUUUCAUGGCCCAAGAACGUGGUUGGAACAAUAAUGAAACUCUUCCAGACCCUGAAAAAUACAAGAAUUAUACAGACUGCUGUGAAGAGGCAGAAAGGAUGAACCGAAUUGAGAAAUACUACGAGGAAUCCCUUCCGAGUUUAAGUUCUUUGGUUUAUGUACUUCUUCAGACAGUUGAAUCCAAUAUCAAAAACCAAUCAUACAUUUCGUCUGAGGUAUCUAAACUCGAUACAGCUGAUUCUUUGCUCCCACAGUUGGAGGUGACAAGAUCGAAAGAAAUCGUCAUGAACUCUGCGUGUGCAAUAUUGCAUCUUCUUCUGAAAUGGUUCAAGCUAAGCCAUGUUUUAAAAUUUGAACACUUAAGUGUUUUGAUUUAUGACUUCAAAUUCAUCAACAUAUCAACAAACCUGCUUCAUAAUUAUUCCGAAAACUAUAUUGACAGAGUAUUUGAUAAGAUGAUUAAGGUUCCCCAUUCGUUUUGGAGGGAAUGUGGAUCUUAUGCUGAGCCAUACGCUGUUUCUGUUAGUGACAUCCUUCAAGACUCGCAAGAUCCUUUAGACUUGAGAUUUUUGAACACCGAAUAUUACCUGCUUCAAAUUCUCAACAAAACAAUUGGAAGAAAAACUCAAAGAUUGAAGGAGCUUCCAUUAUCCGUAGGAUCUCUCUUCAAAAAGUAUUAUCAGGUCUUUAAUUUGGAUAUCUAUCAUCCAAUUCUAAAACUCAUAAGAGAAUUGACCCCCUUCAAAAACAAAAAGUGGAAGUCAGAUCAUAUGGAGCUCAUAUCUGGAGUCUACUUAUAUGAGAAGUUAAAAUUGACCGAUAAUUGGGUGACAGGGAAGGAUAUUUCUGGAGAAUUAAACGAUGCUUGCGGACAGGAAAUCGCCUUGAGGGCAUUGCUUCAAUUCUACAAUUUCACCCAUUAUAAAGCUUCGAUGGAACACUUUGGCUACCACGACAAAAGUGACACCUCUUUUUUUUCUAAGGAGUCGGAAUUGUUGACAACUUCUUAUUGA